This is a messenger RNA of Symbiodinium necroappetens, 1644 nucleotides long. NCBI's taxonomy places the organism in Eukaryota, Dinophyceae, Suessiales, Symbiodiniaceae. The record is from the annotation of a GenBank genome assembly.
AUGAAGUGUCGGACCGAUCAUCUCGAGCAAAAAAGCGCGGCAGAGGUGCUCUGUGGGUGGAUGUCUCCUGUUCGGCCCAAGUUUGCUGGGCAGGAGCUUUCGUUCCAGAAGGAUUCGAAGAUCGGUGUAGAAGGAUCCCACAAGGCGGCAGAGCCAGCCUUGUCCCCGGAGCAGCUCGAGGAGCUGGUGACCAACGAGCUUUUGGCCCAGGAUGCGGCGGCAUCAGAGCCCCUGCACAGACUCGACGAGUUUCUCCAGGUGCAAGAGAUGGACUGCUCCGCGCGCCUGUUCUACCUCAUGAACCGAACCGUGGGCUUGCGCGACGAGCUCGCGAAGCUCCAUUCGGACUUCAUGGGCGUCGCGGGCGUCUACCUGCAGCUGAUGCAGCAGAUGCCCUCGGAGAGCCUCUGGGUCUGGCUCCUGGCCACCUCCGAGGAGCGGCUCACGCAGAAGGUGCAAACCUACUUCUUCCGCAUCAUGGCCCUGGCGGUGGACCAGCACCACUGCCUCAAGGCCAUCGCGCGGGAUGCGGUGCUUCGCGGCGUGGAGGGCUGGAAAAAACUCCAUGUCGACUACUUGGCGCAGCAGUGGUACGGCUUCGCCUUCGGAACUUUCAGCCAGCCGGGCAUGUCGGCAGGCGACGGAGGUGCUCCCUCUUCUGCACAGGAGAGCUUCGUGGCCGGCAGCUUCUGGAUAAGCAAAGUCUUCCGCUGGUUCGAUGGCUACGCACAGGAUCUCUACAAGGCCAUGCUCGAGCUGGAGGGGGCGGAACUGACGUCCGGCGAGGGCCCAGUACGCCUGCACCACCAGGAUGAACAGGGAUCCUUUGUGACCUACGAGUUCCUGCGGCGGAAGGUGUUCGGCCAGUGGGCCAUCGACAAAGGGCUCCUCCGUGGACUGAUACGCCACGUCUGGCAGCCGGGCUUUGAGGAGACCACGGCCAUCGGCGACUUCGGAGCCGGAGGCGGCCACUACAGCAAGUGGCUCAAUGAGACCGGCCUGGUGGAGGCUUUUGCCUUCGACGGCACGCACCAGGCUGCCGAACUCACGGAUGGUCUGGUGCAGGAGGUGAACCUCGUGCAGGACCUGACCUUGUGGCGCACCUUUGACUGGGUGCUGUGUCUGGAGGUCGGCGAGCACGUGCCCAAACAGUACUCGUCGACACUCCUGUCGAACCUGAAGCGCCACGCUCGGAAGGGCCUCGUGAUGUCCUGGUCCGACGACUGGGAGGGCAUCGGCCACGUCAACUGCCUCUCGCGGCCUGAGUUCAUAGCCUUCGUUCAAAAGUCCACGGGCUUCGUCCUGGACGAGCCAGCUACAGAGGUGGUGCGCGGGGCAUGCGAAAUUGACUACAUCGCCAGGCGAAAUGCCAGUGGUUACGGCUUCGACCAAUUGAUUUUCGCAUUGGUCUUGGAGCCUCCACUACCUUGGGAAAGCAUUUUGGCAGUGUCCUGGUGUCUCAUGGCGGCGUCUCGAUGGUCCUGGCGGACUUGGCGGCAGGUUUUUAAGGAUGACGUGGAUGUGGGACUCUGGCGGUUUUUCGUGCCCCGAGCUGACGGCGGCUUGUGGCGCGGCGGCGUGCUGCUGAAAAGUGCUGCAAAGCUCGGGCCUCAGCGCAAGGGCACUCGGAAGGCUCGCUUAUAG